Molecule: messenger RNA, 1308 nt
Organism: Umbelopsis ramanniana AG
Lineage: Eukaryota; Fungi; Mucoromycota; Umbelopsidomycetes; Umbelopsidales; Umbelopsidaceae
Exons: 1
Coding region: 108-1118 (336 amino acids)
Source: RefSeq, a predicted model, not a curated record
UCUUGGCAUCAAUACAUAUCUACCUUGUUGACAACCAUGUGGAAAGUUACCACGAGCGUAAAUUUGCAUGAAGUGGAGAUGUGCUGCGGUCAAAGGCGUAAUUGAAAAUGAAUUAUCCUUUACCCACGGGAGUUCCAGGGUAUUUAAGGGUGGCAAAAUUUUGGAUUGUGAGAGAUAUUGGUUCCUGUUGGCCUCAGUUGAUAAACAAUAUGACUUCAAAAACCGUCCUCGUCACUGCUGCAACCGGAACAGUGGGUAAAUUACUGGUGCGUGUUCUAUUGGAGGAACAGUGGAAUGUUCACGCUUUGGUAAGAUCCCAAGAUUCAGAAGUCUCUCAAGAGCUUCAUGCGUUGGGUGUAAAGGUUUUCAAGGGUGAUUUUAAUGACUUGAAUUCCAUCAGGACCGCCGCACAAGGGGUUGAAGGUGUGUUUGUUAACGCUGUACCCACCAUGGGAUCGACCAUGGAAGUGACCCACGUAGAAAAUGUCAUCACCGCUUGCAAGGACGCUGGUGUAAACACUGCUGUUUAUAUGAGCGCUUAUAUGGUGGAGCGUAGAAAGGAAAUCCCAGGCUAUGAUCCAAAGACAUCUGUAUUCGAGAACAAGGCCACGGCUGAAGAGAGGAUUGCGAACGCUGGAUUCAAAUAUUGGACUGUAGUCAGACCAUGUACCUUCAUGGACAAUUUUUUCGGCAGAAUAUCAGCUAUUCAGUUUCCUCAUCUUCAAAAGGAACAUGUGCUUGUAGCCACAUUGAAAGAAUCUACCAAGAUUCCGCUGGUUGAUAGCUUAGUGAUUGCAAAGUUCUGUCAGGCUGCGCUUUCUGACCCAGAGCAAUACAACGAAAAAAUCAUUGAUCUAGCACCUGAGGCACUUACAUUGCCUGAAAUUGCGGAGAAAGUUACUCGAAACAUCGGUAUCGAAGCCAAGGCUGAGUGUCUAUCUUUUGAGGACGCAAAAAACAGAGGUUGUUUUCCACCUAUACUUGGUUUAUGGGAAGCUUUCAAUCUACUUCAGCCGAGCGAUACAAGGGAUCAACUACAAGAAUAUCAAAUUAAGCUCAACACCUUUGACGACUACCUUCAGCGCAACAAGCAGAGUGUCAUGGCCUACUUUGGUUAAAAGGAGACGAAGCCAGCUGAAGUUGAGCUGUAGUAAUAAUCGACCAUAUAUGAAAUAAAAAUUACUAUGAUUUUGUUUGUGAAUCUUGAAUCACGGGCGGUGCCCAUCCGCUGAAUGUUACAGUCAUACGAGAAUUAAUAUGGAGGUAGGUUUUGAAUAUGCUUUGAUUAGUUGAUUUAUUAAGGAAUGG